AUGUCUCUUUCAUGGCUCACUUGUUCACUUCUGCUGGGAACUUUAUGCGCAGGCUACAGUCUGGGAGAAGUGGAGACGCGCGAGUGUGUAUACUACAACGAUAACUGGAGGACUGAGCGCACCAACCAGAGCGGCUACGAGAGGUGCGAGGGGGAGAAGGACAAGCGGCUGCACUGCUACGCGUCAUGGCUCAACUCCUCAGGGACCAUCAAACUGGUGAAGAAGGGCUGUUGGCUGGACGACUUCAACUGCUAUGACAGGCAGGAGUGCGUCUCCAUGGAGGAAAACCCACAGGUUUUCUUUUGCUGUUGCGAGGGGAACUACUGCAACGAGCGCUUCACCCACCUCCCAGACAUCAUCGGCAUCGACAACCGAGUGAAGAUACGGCUUCCUCAGCGUGUCCCCUCGCUGCUCAAUGUGCUGGUGUACUCUCUGCUGCCUCUCUGCGUUGUGUCCUUGGCCCUGGUGUUGGCUCUGUGGAUGUACCGCCACCGCAAGCCUCCAUACGGCCACGUGGAUCUCAGCGAGGAUCCCGGACCAACUCCUCCUUCGCCUCUUGUUGGCUUGAAACCUCUGCAGUUGCUGGAGAUCAAAGCUAGGGGGCGCUUUGGUUGUGUGUGGAAGGCUCAGCUAAUGAGUGAAUAUGUAGCUGUCAAGAUUUUCCCUGUCCAGGAUAAGCAGUCAUGGCAGAAUGAAAGGGACAUUUUCUUGACUCCGGGGAUGAAGCAUGAGAACAUCCUGCGUUACAUCGCCUCAGAGAAACAUGGUUCUAACCUGGAGUCAGAACUUUGGCUCAUCUCAGAGUUUCACGAGAGGGGUUCUCUCACGGACUACCUGAAGGGGAACCCUGUGUCGUGGGCCGACUUGUGCCAUAUUGCCGAGACCAUGUCCCGUGGUCUGGCCUAUCUUCACGAGGAUAUCCCCAGCUACAAGGGAGAAGGCCCCAAACCCACCAUCGCACACAGAGACUUCAAGAGUAAGAAUGUGAUGUUGCGGGACGACCUGACCGCCGUGAUCGGGGACUUUGGGCUGGCCGUGCGCUUCGAGCCGGGGAAGCCUCCAGGAGACACACAUGGACAGGUGGGCACGCGGCGGUACAUGGCUCCGGAGGUCCUAGAGGGAGCCAUAAACUUCCAGCGCGACUCGUUCCUGAGGAUCGACAUGUACGCCAUGGGCCUGGUGCUAUGGGAGCUGGUGUCUCGCUGCACUGACUCAGAGGGUAUAGCGUCCGAAUACGUGCUGCCGUUUGAGGAGGAAAUUGGUCAACACCCGUCUCUGGAGGAUCUGCAGGAUGUUGUGGUGCACAAAAAGAUGCGGCCAGCCAUCAAGGACGUAUGGCUCAAACAUCCGGGCCUGAGCCAAAUGUGCGAAACCAUCGAGGAGUGCUGGGACCACGACGCCGAGGCCCGACUGUCGGCCGGCUGCGUGGAGGAGCGCAUCGGCCAGAUCUCCAGGAUCAGCGCGCCCUCCUCCGACAACCCUGGGUCCAUCGUAACAGCACUCACCAACGAAGACCUACCUCCCAAAGAGUCCAGCACCUGA
Messenger RNA from Knipowitschia caucasica, 1542 nucleotides. The record is from the annotation of a GenBank genome assembly. NCBI's taxonomy places the organism in Eukaryota, Metazoa, Chordata, Actinopteri, Gobiiformes, Gobiidae.